Messenger RNA from Recurvomyces mirabilis, 1134 nucleotides. RefSeq lists its product as uncharacterized. Lineage: Eukaryota; Fungi; Ascomycota; Dothideomycetes; Mycosphaerellales; Teratosphaeriaceae. The record is from RefSeq and is a predicted model, not a curated record. Gene Ontology annotation, molecular function: (3R)-hydroxyacyl-[acyl-carrier-protein] dehydratase activity. The transcript has 2 exons. Bases 1 to 1134 code for a protein of 377 amino acids. Gene Ontology annotation, cellular component: mitochondrion.
AUGGCGACGACGACACGAUGCCUACGAGCCCAAUGGCUGAGACGAAGUGUCCGACGAGCACCCUCAGCACGAUGGCAGUCCUCCUUCUCGCAUCUGGAGAAAGAGAUGAUAGAACGCAAGAUUCCGCCUAUAUUCGACGACCUGACACCACAGUCAAGCUACCGACUGAACACGACCCUCGCCGACUUCCUGUCUGAUGUUACGCCUCCUGCUGUCCUCCCACCAACGGAACCAGCACAAGUCCUGCCGAUACCACACCAUCUGAUCUACUUCGAGCCGACGAAACGACAAUCGCAGAUGCUAGCCGAUGGCACGAACCCUGAUCAAUCACCCGGUGACCCCUUCGUACGUCGGAUGUGGGCUGGUGGAUAUGUGCUGUACAACCACGGCAACCCUUUCACGCUCGACUCCGGACGCGGUGUCUGCGCGGAAUUCAUCCGCUCAGUUACAGUCAAAGGCAAGCCAGGAGAGGAGAAGCUCUUCGUGCGGAUCGAGAGGAGGCUGGCACGAGCAACGAAAGAGGAGAUGCAGCUCCUUGGCCCACCCCAAACCAACAUAUCAGAGAAGGAAACACUAGAACACCGCGUCCGCCAACGCCUAUGGCGAGACAAAGACACAGAUUUCGGUCCUUGCUCGAUCCUAGAAAACCGCAACAUCGUCUUCAUGCGCGCUCGAUCGAAAGAAGAAGCCGCUCGUGAUACGGAGAAAGCGGCUGGCAAGCAAUUGCAGCCCCAACAUAAACCCGAUUUCACGCAUACCAUAACCCCAGACGCCAAACUAUUAUUCCGCUUCAGCGCCUUGACGUUCAAUGCCCACGCGAUCCACUUGGACCCAGAGUACUGUAGAGAAGUCGAAGGGCAUCGAAGCCUGCUUUUCCACGGCCCAUUGAGCUUCGUGUUCAUGAUCACGGUCCUGCAGCAGCAAUUGCGGAAGCAAGGGAAUGAGGUCGUCAAGUCGGUGGAGUAUCGAAAUCUGGCGCCGUUGUAUGCGCAUGAGGCUGUCACUUUCUGUGGCACGAAGGUCGCGGAGAAUAAGUGGGAGAUUUGGACGCAGACACCGCAGGGCGGGCUUGCUGUGAAGGGCACCGUCGUCACCGAGCCAGGAAGUAUCGAUCGCUCGAAUCUAGACGUGUAA